This is a messenger RNA of Triticum aestivum (bread wheat), 541 nucleotides long. RefSeq lists its product as uncharacterized. The coding region runs from base 1 to 519 and encodes 172 amino acids. The transcript is spliced from 2 exons. Lineage: Eukaryota; Viridiplantae; Streptophyta; Magnoliopsida; Poales; Poaceae. Gene Ontology annotation, molecular function: chromatin binding. The record is from RefSeq and is a predicted model, not a curated record.
AUGUUCGAGAAUUUCCCCGAGGAUGCGGACGAGUGGUACAAUCCAGGGGCUGACCUCUCAUCCCCGGGCGACGUGGACGCGCUCCGCGCCAGGUUCCGCCGGGCGUGCCCCGCCCUCGAUGAUGCCCACUGUGGCGAUCUCCGCCCGGGCGACCAGCUCUGCCUCGCCUGCGAUAUGCACGGCGGCGAGAUCAAAUACUACGACGCCGUCCUCGAGGCCGUAGAGAAGGCACCUCACGGCACCGUGGACGGCGAGGAGCGGUGCGCGUGCCGUUUCACGGUGUGCUGGACGGAGGGGCCGCGCCGCGGUUGCUCGGACAAGGUGGGCGUCGAGGUGGUAUACUGCGUGCUGGAGUCACCGAUCCAAGAUCCGGUGCUGACCGAGUUCCUGGACGAUGUGAGAAACCGGUUCGGCGACGACCAAGAGGAGGCGACGGCGGUGUCUCAGCAGGCAGCCCCGAGCGGCGAGGAGGAAAUUGCGCUGGUUUCCAGCCUCACGAGUCACGAACUCCUCGAGUAGCUUGUCUUAUUCUUUUUAACGA